Molecule: messenger RNA, 1558 nt
Organism: Ipomoea triloba (trilobed morning glory)
Lineage: Eukaryota; Viridiplantae; Streptophyta; Magnoliopsida; Solanales; Convolvulaceae
Product: F-box protein At5g46170-like
Exons: 1
Coding region: 347-1432 (361 amino acids)
Molecular function (GO): protein binding
Source: RefSeq, a predicted model, not a curated record
AUGAAGGUUCCGUUGGGAGAUAAGAUGUUAUCCUCCACAAGUAAUUGCGGAUGGGAUCACAUUGCCAUUCCCAUCCACUCGAAUAUUAUCCUAUUUAACAACUCUGUUAAGUGCUAACAGCUCACUGUUCCUCACACCUAAAAAAAAAACAUGUGCUAUCCUGUGCUGCCAAAUCCAAUUCCUCUCAGGCCGUGUGCGCAACUUGACUUCAACUUUUCUUAACAUCCCCCCGCCCGCCCUUCUAGAAAACCACCAUUCAAUUCAACCGUCAAUUCCGAUGCCAGAACGCUACUAUAAAGUAUAAACAAACAUUAACGUUCUUCUUCCACUAAAUCAAAUCAAAUCAAUGUGGGAUCCGACUGUUGAUUCGGCGUUUGAUCGGUUGCCGGACGACGUCGUGUUGCACAUCUUCGAAACAUUGCGCGAUGCCAAAUCCCUGUCGGUGUGCACCGCCGUUUGCAAGCGUUUCCAUUCUCUUGCCCCUCAAACGCAUUCCCUUCUCUUGUCCAUUCCCGCUUCUUCUGCUUCCCAUUCCCAUAGGGCCAGGGCCAGGCACACUAAUCCGCUUCUUGUGUUUGCUACUAAAUUCCUGAUUCGCCCGUUUCGUUCUCUUAUGCGCUUUAUCGAAUCCAAGUCCCCUUUCUCUUCCGCCACCGGAUGUACCUGUCGGGAAGCCUCCUUCACCGCUUACAAUUACUAUUCGCCGGCUUAUAUUCUGCGGAAUUUCAGUGACAUUCGGAGACUGGAGCUCAGGCUUCCGAUACAAGAAUCCUGCGUCAGAGACGGAUCCGCGCUAAAAUGGACGGCCCAGUUCGGGAGUGAAUUGCAGAGCUGCGUCAUCGUAGGAGGAACGUCGAUUUCUCCUAUUCCAAGUAAUUGCAGUCGUGUCACCGAAGAAGAAGAGGAAGAAGAAGAAGAAGAAGAAGAAGAGGAGGAGGAAGAGGAAGAGGGUUCUGGUGAGAACGAAGAGCUGAAACUGAGGAUUUUCUGGACGAUCUCGUGCCUGAUCGCUGCCACUUCCCGGCACAGCUUGUUACUGGAGGCGGUGAACGAUCACGGGACGGUUGGGAGUGUGACGGUGACGGACGAGUUGGGGCAGGGAAGACUAACCAUGAACGCCAAGCAAAUCGAACAAGUGAGGAGGAGGUAUAAGAAGACAAAGGAUCGGACGAGAGUGCCGGCGCUGAAGAUAAAGAUGUGGAUUGCGGAGGAGCAGGAGCUGCCAGAGGCAGGAUGCGUGAUGAAGGGGGCUACGCUGGUGGUGAUACGGCCGGCGGAGCAGGAAGAGGAGAGUGCCGGAGUUUCCGAACAGGCGGAACAAGAACUAGAACUAGAACUAGGACAGAGAGAGGGAACAAGGCUAUUUCAGGAAGCUGCAAACAAAUUGGUUAAGUUGAAAAAGAGUUACACGCUUGAGAUGAACUCGUUUUAGCUGUUUUCUGUUUUAAAUUCUGCCUGCUCCAUAGAAUAAACAUUUGUUUUUGUUAUGUUCAUUUAUGUAAAUAGAGUAACAAAAAUUAUUAUUAUUAUUUUUAAUAUAAUUAUUAGUGUUGCAAAA